Molecule: messenger RNA, 1533 nt
Organism: Penicillium salamii
Lineage: Eukaryota; Fungi; Ascomycota; Eurotiomycetes; Eurotiales; Aspergillaceae
Source: the annotation of a GenBank genome assembly
AUGGCUCCUACAGUGCAGCAGCCGACAACUUACAUCCCGGAUGCCGAGAUUCCCCGUAUCGACGGUGGUACCUGGAAGCGAACCCAGCAGGGAACCUGGACCCGACCAUGCUCGGGAGGCGAGACUGGAGUCUCAUACAACCAAAAUGUCCGUGAUGGACACACAGAGCUGACCAUUCAAGUCCCCUUCAACAUCAACCUGUCGACUCGGGAAUUGGUCCAGCGCUUCCGCAACGCAUGGCUCGUCUCCCAUUCCCGGACCCCAGAGAUUGCCGUCCAGCUGUCGACGGGCACCGAGCUUCCCCAGAUGAUGAAGUACGAGGUGCUUCACUCGGAUGCGGAAGCCGCCGCCUGGAUGCAAGAGACCUUCCACGUGGUCACCGACCAAAAUGCUGCCGACGUGGUGAACAUGACGUACAACCGUCGUAUGCCCACCAAGGGAAAGCGUAACAUGAUGUACCUCGUCACGGGACCUCACGCGGACCCCCAGAACCCUACUCAGCACACUCUCGUCUGGAACUUGAGUCACGCUGUCGCCGAUGUUUACAGUAUCGUGCAAUUCCUCAACCAUUUCUUCAAGACUGUUACUCAGGUCGCUGGCGACCGGGACUACUCAGUCAGUCAAAUUGAUUACUCCGGGGUGGUGGGCCGUUUGCCCAUUAGCCCUUUGACUCCUUACCAGGAACAGUACAAGCCCAACCAGGAACAGAUUCAGCAGGCUAUUGCAGAUGCUGCCCGCCAAGGUGAUAUGUACAACUCCAAGAUGGGCCAAUCCGUCGCCAUGUACCCCGAGGAGGACAUCGCAGAGCGCGACCAUAAAACUCACUGCAUUCGCCUCCAGUACUCACUUGAACAAUCCAGGGCUCUCCUUGCCCAGCUCCGCGAAGAGAAGAUCAGUAUCACCUUUGCCACCGCGGCCGCGACAGUCCUGGCAGUCAAGCAGACCUACGCCAAGGGCCACGAAACCGGUGCUCUUCUCGGUAUGACCCGCAACGCUCGUCGCUGGGUCGACACCAAUGGACAGGCUGGAAAGAUCCCCGCGGCUGCCGACUGCGUCUUCCUUUGGAUUCCCUUCGAGCAGCAAUGGUUCCAAGGCUCGACCCGGGACUCUGUUCUUCACAUUGCCCGCGCCAUCCGAAAGGAGCUUGGUCCUCACCUUGUUUCCCCACACUACAUUUCCAGCAUGAACUUCACCUCUGCCCGGGCUGUGGAGGGCCUCGCGGCCUCCAAAGAGCCCACUGCUGCGCCCUGUGCGCCUGGAUUCUCGCCCCAGGGCGCCUUGGGCCUCGAGCGCGACUUCGAGUCCCCGACUGCUUCUAUCCAGGUUCAUGACUUCAUCCAUACCGGUCGUCAGAUCAAUGAUUCCGCUUGGGUGGGUAUGUUCUCCCUGUGGGAUCGGAUUACAUUGUCCAUUGGUUUCGAUGGCAAGUACUACGACCCCGCGGGUAUGGACACUUUCAUGGCUUUGACCAAAUCGAACCUGGCUUCGAUUAUUCCCCGCCGCUUCAAGCGGGGCAUCACUUCUAGACUCUGA